ACGAGAAUAACCUACUUGUAUGCGAUUGGUUGUUAGUUGAGUACUCGCAACCCUAUCAAACCAUUAAGUAGUUUCUGGCGCCUUAAAUAAAGUAGAAUUGAAUAUUUUCUGUUUAUUCUGGGACUGUUGUAGCGAUAAUGCGGACGGAAAACGAGAUGGAGGAAAAUGGUACCAUUGUUCGCUUCUCGAAAAAGUUCGUUAUUCCUUCCAGAUCUUCUACAGAAAACGACACACAACAGACGGAGAUGUUAUUAAGGAUUCAAAUCAAGGCACGAAAGGAAUUAAAACUAAACAACGAUAAAAAAGCUGCCCAGAAUGGAGAAAUGUCUUCCACUAAUUUACCUGUAACAUCAACUGAGAGAGAAUCAACAAAAUUCGAAAAAUCUAAACUUGAAACUGUGAAAAAGUUAACCGAAGAUUUGGAUUGCGAUUUAAAAUUAGCAAAUGGAAAAAAUGUUGACAUUUCCCAGAUUCCGGAUAUAAGCGUUGAUGCCGCCGAGAAUUUAUUCAGGUACAUGGACACCCAAGAACUCCGUAUUCAGUCUGUACCAGUUGCUCUAAAUAUGCUGAAAGUUGCGGAAAAGCUAAUUAUGCAGGACGUGGUCAGAAGAUGUCUGUCGUUCCUUCUACAGAAUAUAGACGAAAACAACGUGUUGUGCAUAUAUCGCCAAUUAAAAUUUUCAAACGAAUCACAUAGUACAGACAAUUUUAAAAACGAACUCAUUAAUAAAUGCUUGAAUAUCAUCGAUAUUCAUGCCGAAAACAUCAUUAAAGGUAAAGACUUUAUCAACUUAGAAGUUGAAGUAAUAAAAGACAUCAUUUGCAGAUCAACUCUACAGAUUCCUUCCAGAGCCGUUAUAAUUGAAGCGUUAAAGUCUUGGGCUAAUCGAGAUUGCAAAUGUUGCUUAUUGUUAAAUCAUUGCUCUUUAUUAGGUGAAAAUGCCAGAUGUUUUCACAGCAUAGUCGUUCGUGAUGCGAUAGAAACUGUAAAUAAUAAUAAUAACAAUUGUUUCGCUCAGAUUGAUCGGAAUUCUCGAGCAAUUACUAGUCGUGGAAAUUUCGGAAGGGUCUCACCAGGCACCAAUCCUGUUAAAAAACUUAAUAAGUCAAAGUUAAAAAGAAAUUUCGGUGAUAUUUUCUGGAAUAUUAUUAAAAUAUUCGAUUAACUUGUUAAUGUUUUAUACUCUGGAAUAUUUAACUGUAUUAACAUUCUCAAUAUGUUCUAUAUUUUGUGAAAUACAAUAUUAUAUAUGUUCUGUAAAUAUUUGAUUUUUUUAUUAUUUUGUGGAAUAAAAAUUUUUUAGGAUUUAUAAAUUAAAACAUUUAUACAAUCCAAAUAAUUUUAAUAAACGGUGUUUUUAAUGUGCUUAUAGUAACGAAUCCAGAAGAACCCAAAGGGGGUUUAAGUCAAAAAUUUAAAUAUUUGAAUUAUUAUAAGUAUCUUUUAUUAACACGUGCACGACGAUUGUAUUGCGGAUGGUCCGAUAAUUUGUCAUCGUAAAUGUUUUUAAAAACAUUGUUUUGAAGUUCGAACAAAUAAAUUUUAACUUUUUGUGUCAACGGGGAGUGUUAAGACCUUGUAAUUCUUUGUUGGAUUCGCCACAGUGUUUUUAUAAGCUAA
Centruroides sculpturatus (bark scorpion) is the source of this 1621-nucleotide messenger RNA. RefSeq lists its product as uncharacterized. The record is from RefSeq and is a predicted model, not a curated record. Gene Ontology annotation, molecular function: protein binding. NCBI's taxonomy places the organism in Eukaryota, Metazoa, Arthropoda, Arachnida, Scorpiones, Buthidae. Gene Ontology annotation, biological process: neurogenesis. Gene Ontology annotation, cellular component: cytosol. The transcript is spliced from 3 exons. The coding region runs from base 138 to 1166 and encodes 342 amino acids.